AUGGCUCAGUUUAACAGCAAAGCAUCCAAGUUCUUUAACUUGGUUCUAAUACUCUCUCUUCUUUUCAUGGUUUCCAUGGCAGAGAGCAGACAACUUGGCAUUGGGUUUGGGAAGGCAAAAGCGACUCCAGUUUGCAACUCGGUGUACGGUGCAGAAGAUGGUGAUACUUGCAUCAGUGUUGCUCAGAAGUUCAAAUUGUCAGACGACUUCUUCCUUAAGAUCAAUCCUAAUAUCAACUGUGAUACCAUUUUCGUGGGUCAAUGGCUUUGCACUGAUGGGUCGGCGAAUUGA
Ilex paraguariensis (yerba mate) is the source of this 291-nucleotide messenger RNA. NCBI's taxonomy places the organism in Eukaryota, Viridiplantae, Streptophyta, Magnoliopsida, Aquifoliales, Aquifoliaceae. The record is from the annotation of a GenBank genome assembly.